Microthlaspi erraticum is the source of this 396-nucleotide messenger RNA. The record is from the annotation of a GenBank genome assembly. NCBI's taxonomy places the organism in Eukaryota, Viridiplantae, Streptophyta, Magnoliopsida, Brassicales, Brassicaceae.
AUGGACUGGACGGGCUGGGCCUGCACUGUGGUCGGUCGAUUGAUAAGUCUCUACUCAAAAGUAUGGGCUGACUUUUCCACUGCGUGUCAUCUUUUCUCCCGGUUCGAAGGUAGAGGAAUAGGAGCUUGGAAUGCUCUAUUGUUUGCGUAUGCGGAACAUUGCCCCUCUGGGGCUAACGCAGUUUUCGCUGAGCUACAUAAGACCGUCACCCCCACGCAAGUCGCUUUCCCAUCUCUACUCAUGGCGUAUGCUCAUGCCGACAUAUAUGUUGGACAUUUGUAUGCUGUUUUGAAGAGGAUGGUCGUCGUAUAUGACAUUGAGCCAGAUAAAACGCACAUGGGGUGCAUUGUAAAACGCACAUGGUAUGUACUUAAUGUUGUUAGAAGGUUUAUUUAA